This is a messenger RNA of Macrosteles quadrilineatus (aster leafhopper), 1348 nucleotides long. RefSeq lists its product as uncharacterized. The record is from RefSeq and is a predicted model, not a curated record. NCBI's taxonomy places the organism in Eukaryota, Metazoa, Arthropoda, Insecta, Hemiptera, Cicadellidae. Bases 244 to 1248 code for a protein of 334 amino acids. The transcript has 4 exons.
CAAAGCCUAAAUUCUUCUCUUUGUGAAAUGUCAACCCGUCCCCUGCCUAAUUAUUUUAUUACUGAAAAGUAUUGUUUUCUUUGCGUGAAUUGUGUUAUUAAUUGCUCAAGUAAUAACUCGUUUAAGUUGUGAAUGUGAUUUAGUACAAUCCUAUGGAUGGCGGGGCAGUCGUUUUAGCAGAAACUAAAUGGAACAUGGAGCCCUAGGAGUCUGUGAGGGAUAAAGGCUUUACUAAAGCUAAAAAUGGAUCCAGCCAACAUCAAAACUGAUCCUGGAUUGUUAUCAGUUGAAUAUUACAUGAACAGACUAAUUCAAAGAGCAAUAAUUGAAGCAAAACCUCUUCUCAAAAUAUAUGAAGAAGAAUGUCAGAGGCACCCAGAUAUAAGUAUGACUGUUUCUUUCAAAGAAUUCCAAACUGCACUGCAGAAACACUGUAUGACACUUCAAACUCGUCAGCAAAGUCCAGCUGCCAAUCAAAUGAAGCCACAAGAACAACCCACAAGAUACUCAGCAUCAAACGAGUCGCUGAACCAGAGAAAGAGACGGAGAAAUUCUGACAUGCAAAGCCAAGCAUACCACAGGGCUCAGCAACCAGGGCUGGACAGGUAUAGUCCUCAGGCCAGCCAGAUGUCAAACAACCAACGGUACAGGCCGACCAGCCAACAGUCGGCUCCAAUAAAUGUCAAGACAGAAGACCCGUCGUACUCUAUGGCUCCAACAAUGCCAAGUCCAAGCUACUCAAACAGAACAACACCAGUAGCGGCCAUGCAGAGUCCAGGCUAUCCCACAAGUAGACCUCCUAGCAUACAACCUCCUGCUGAAGAAGAUCCUCCACCCGAGUUUAUAGAAAUGUCUUCAAAUCCGCCGAGGUUAUCAGGACCUUCUCAGUAUUCCAAUGUUUUCCAGACCUUAGGAGCCACUGAACAAAGUUCCGGGAGUGAUGUAAUGUGUAAAACAGAACCUAAAAAAUCUGACGGAACCAGUACGGAGCAAAGUGCGGUACAGUCUUCAUCCCCUCUUGAUAAGAGCGCCAACCUAUGUCUGGACAAUGUGUCCCCGUUGAACGUACGUUGUGUGAAGUGUAUCACCGCUCUUGUGACGUGUGCGGUCAUGCCCUGUGGACAUUGUUGUCUCUGCAGUAUUUGUGGACAAACUGUCUUGUCUUUGAAACAAGUGUGCCCAGUGUGUCGCAAAAGUAUUACUAAUGUUUUAGGAUACUCAAAUUUAAUCUAUAAUUUGUAUAGGUAGCACGAAGGUUAAAUCUGUUUGUUAUUUUAUAUAUUACACCACUUGAUAGUUUAUUGUAUAUAUGUAUUCAUGUAUUAAAAACUUAAUUGUGAUUUAUCAA